AUGGCUAGUGAGGAGAGUUUUGUUGUUUUGGUGCACCACAGAGGAUCUGUUAAUAGAAAAACUCGUUCCGGAGUAAAGUUCACAGAUAAGAAUCCUCUAUGUAUUGUCAUAACAUCUACGACGAGUUACGAUGAUCUUGUUAGCGCUGUACUAAUGAAGCUUGGUCUGGAGGGUGCGAAGCAGGUAAAGAAGUUUUUCUAUCGCAUUCCAGUCACGGUGCUACAGAAUACGGUGAAGUAUGAUUGCUUCACGAUUAAUAAUGAUGCGGACCUGCAAGUAAUGUUUCUCUGUCAGCGGCAGUUUCCGGAGGUGAGGACACCGGAGUUGUUGGCCCGGCUGGUUGAUGUUGUAUCCAGCUCCGGCGGUUCGAACAGGAAUACGAACACUAUAGCGAAUGCAACAGGUUCUAGUUCCCGGCCUGCCGUUGCUUCCUCGUCCGUCCCUGUGUACGAACCAGUGGUCCAACAUGUCGCCUCCCCAUCUUUCGCUGUUGACCUCAAUGCCACCGAAGGCGACGAGGUAGUGGAAAGGGAAAAUUUGCCGAACGCUUUAGUGGGAGUUGGACCUGUUGGCGUAGGAGACGGUUUUUUGGACGAUGAAGACGAGGAUGACGUCGAGCCGGAUAUGAUUGACGAUGAUAGCGCUGAUGAUAUUGGAGCGACUGGGCCUGCAUUGGAGGUAGGUGGUUCUAGCUCUGGCACACAGCAGUAUCCACCACAUUUUUCCUCGUUGGACUUGGACGCCAUGAGACAUGAGGGGGUUUUAGGGCACGCUGUUGGAUUCGGAGCUAGAGAUGCGGAAGGGACUACUGGUCUGACAGAGUUCCAGGUUGGUCAGCAAUUCCAGGAUAAAGAUGAGGCCCUUUUAAGUGUGAAGACUUACAGCAUCCGGCGAGGGAAGCGCAAGGGCAUUUGGGAGGUCAAACGGUACAAUGGACCUCACACUUGCCUGGCCACAUCCAUCUCUAGUGACCACAGGAGUUUGGAUUAUCAUGUGAUUUCAGCUUUCAUUAUGCCAAUGGUUAGGGCCGAUGCAUCCGUGAGCAUCAAGGUGCUCCUGAACGCCACGGCAGCGCACUUUGGUUUUAGGCCGACUUACCGGAGGGUUUGGAUGGCGAAGCAGAAAUCUAUUGCCCUCAUAUACGGUGACUGGGAUGAGUCCUACAACGACCUGCCUAGGUGGGUCUUGGGUGUCCAGCUGACGAUGCCUGGGAGUGUUGUGGUCCUGAAGACGAGCCCGGUUCGAGUUGGAGGACAGGUGGACGAAUCUCAAGCGUACUUCCACAGACUUUUCUGGACUUUCCCGCCCUGCAUCGAGGCAUUCCGUCAUUGCAAGCCGCUAAUCAGCAUUGACGGCACACAUUUGUAUGGGAAGUAUGGGGGAACGUUGCUCAUCGCGAUUGCACAGGAUGGGAACUCCAACAUUUUACCUGUGGCAUUCGCACUAGUAGAGGGUGAGAAUGCGGAAUCCUGGACAUUCUUUCUCUCACACCUUCGACAGCACGUGACCCCGCAGCCCGGUCUGCUGGUUAUAUCGGACAGGCACAACGGCAUUAAGGCUGCGCUUGAGGCCCCUGACGGCGGUUGGCUACCGCCAUCUGCGUACCGUGCAUUCUGCAUACGACACGUAGCGGCUAAUUUUGCCCUAACCUUCAAGGGCAAAGACGCUAGGAGGCUACUAGUGAAUGCGGCGUAUGCGAAGACCGAGGUUGAAUUUGAUUACUGGUUUGAUAUCCUGCGAUCUGAAGAUCCGGCGAUGUGUGAGUGGGCGAACCGGAUUGAUUACUCGUUGUGGACUCAGCAUCGUGAUGAGGGGCGGAGAUUCGGUCACAUGACGACGAACAUCUCCGAGUGUGUGAACUCUAUCCUGAAGGGGGUCAGAAAUCUCCCUGUAGCAUCCCUGGUGAAGGCAACAUAUUGUAGGCUUGCGGAACUGUUUGUUCGCAAGGGGAGAGAGGCUGAGGCCCAGAUGGGAACAGGAUAA
Messenger RNA from Arachis stenosperma, 1983 nucleotides. RefSeq lists its product as uncharacterized. The record is from RefSeq and is a predicted model, not a curated record. The transcript is spliced from 2 exons. The coding region runs from base 1 to 1983 and encodes 660 amino acids. Lineage: Eukaryota; Viridiplantae; Streptophyta; Magnoliopsida; Fabales; Fabaceae.